Cervus elaphus (red deer) is the source of this 2229-nucleotide messenger RNA. It is a transcript of the gene MLYCD, whose product is annotated as malonyl-CoA decarboxylase. Bases 55 to 1554 code for a protein of 499 amino acids. Gene Ontology annotation, molecular function: malonyl-CoA decarboxylase activity. The record is from RefSeq and is a predicted model, not a curated record. Gene Ontology annotation, cellular component: peroxisomal matrix; mitochondrial matrix. Lineage: Eukaryota; Metazoa; Chordata; Mammalia; Artiodactyla; Cervidae. The transcript has 5 exons. Gene Ontology annotation, biological process: malonyl-CoA catabolic process; fatty acid biosynthetic process; acetyl-CoA biosynthetic process.
GAAGCCGGAAGCGCGGCGGCGGCGGCGUUCCCCAGGCAGCUGUCGCCGCGCACCAUGCGAGUCCUCGGGCCAAGCCUGUCUGCCGGGCGCCUCCUCCGGCUGCGGCUACCCCCACGGCAGCCGCAGCCGCCAGGACCCCGGCUGUCGAGCGGGCGGCCGGCGGCGGCCGGCGCCCUGGAGCGGGCCAUGGACGAGCUGCUGCACCGCGCCGUGCCCGCGAUGCCGGCCUAUGAGCUGCGCGAGAAGACGCCGGCGCGGGCGGAGAACCAGUGUGCGGACUUCGUGAGCUUCUACGGCGGCCUGGCUGAGACGGCCGAGCGCGCCGAGCUGCUGGGCCGCCUGGCGCGCGGCUUCGGCGUGGACCACAGCCAGGUGGCCGAGCAGAGCGCCGGCGUGCUCCAGCUGCGCCAGCAGCCGCGGGAGCCAGCCGUGCUGCUGCAGGCCGAGGACCGGCUACGCUACGCGCUGGUGCCGCGCUACCGCAGCCUCUUCCACCACAUCAGCAAGAUGGAGGGCGGCGUGCGUUUCCUGGUGCGGCUGCGGGCCGACCUGCUCGAGGCGCAAGCCCUCAAGCUGGUGGAGGGGCCGCACGUCCGGGAAAUGAACGGGGUGCUGAAAAACAUGCUCUCGGAGUGGUUUUCCUCGGGGUUCCUGAACCUGGAGCGGGUCACCUGGCAUUCACCGUGCGAAGUGCUCCAGAGAAUCAGCGAGGCUGAGGCCGUGCACCCCGUGAAAACCUGGAUGGACAUGAAGCGGCGCGUGGGGCCCUACCGGAGGUGCUACUUCUUCUCCCACUGCUCGACACCGGGGGAGCCCCUGAUCGUCCUGCACGUGGCCCUGACCAGCGAGAUCUCCAGCAGCAUCCAGACGAUCAUAGUGAAGGAGUGCCCCCCGUCAGAGACAGAGGAGCGGAACAAGAUCACCACGGCCGUCUUCUACUCGCUGAGCCUGACCCAGCAGGGGCUGCAGGGCGUGGAGCUGGGCGCCUUCCUCAUCAAGCGGGUGGUGAAGGAGCUGCAGAAGGAGUUCCCCCAGCUGGGCGCCUUCUCCAGCCUGUCUCCCAUCCCCGGCUUCACCAAGUGGCUCCUGGGGCUGCUUAAGGCCAAAGCCAAGGAGCACGGGCGGAGCGGACUGCUGACGGACUGCGAGAGUCAGGAGAUCGCCGAGCUCACGGGCGGCCCCGCGCUCGAGACGCUGCAGCCGCUGCUGAGCAGCGGCGAGUGGGCGCAGUCGGAGCGGCUGGCGCGGGCGCUGCAGGCCCCGCUGAUGCGGCUGUGCGCCUGGUACCUGCACGGGGAGAAGCACCGCGGCUACGCGCUCAACCCCGUGGCGCACUUCCACCUGCAGAACGGCGCCGUGCUCUGGCGCAUCAACUGGCUGGCCGACGUCAGCCUCAAGGGCGUCACGGGCGCCUGCGGCCUCAUGGUCAACUACCGAUACUUCCUGGAGGACACGGCUGCCAACAGCACCGCCUACCUCGGCUGCAAGAGCAUCAAGGCCUCCGAGCAGGUCCUCAGCCUGGUGGCCCAGUUCCAGAAGAACAGCAAACUCUAGCGUCACGCUCGCGGAAGCCGUCUGGACUUCCGCCGGCCAGGGAAAUGACGAUUUCCCCCGGGGUGGGGCCGUGGGGUUGUGCACCCAGAGGCACUUCUAGAGUAAAGCGGAGUUGAACUGUGGUCUCUGGCCUGUGGCGGGCUCACACCGGGAGGCCGGGCCCCGGCUUCCACGGCAAGAGGGAAGGCGCAUUACCGCUGGGUGGUGGUGGGUAUCAGUGGCUGCGAGCUGGGUGGGGACGCGGGGCCCUCCCCCGGGGAUUCCGUCAUGACAUCGGCCUGGCCGGCUGCCCUGGCCACGGCCUUCAGAAACCAGCUCUCGUCCCAGGGCGGGGUGGGUGCCAGGCCCCAGGCAGAUGGCCCAGGUGACAAUGGAUGUUCCUCCGAGCUCAGAACACGGUCCAGCCGUGGUCGCCUUAGCUGAUUCUCUCCACUGAUGGCGGCGGGGUGGAGGGCUUGCUGCGUCUCACUCGUUAAAUUUUGGAGAUCAAGACUAUAUGAAAGGUUUGUGAAUGUGCACAAACUUCACUCGGUUAAAUUAUUGGACACGAGAGUUGUCAUCGCCCGGGAUUUAACUUGGAUUAUAGACUCGACAGUCACAGUGAUUCAAGUUCAUAAUGAACUUCAUAGCAGAGAACAGGUUUGUUCUGUGAGGCAUUAAACGCUUGGUCAUUCA